AUGGAAGUGAGGAACAUUACAUAUGAAACAACUGUGAGAAUCACCAAAGAGAAAGAUGCAAAAACAAAGCAAAUGAUUUGCAGAAUCAAAAAUAAAAAUUAUGUUUCUCCUGAAAAUGAUAAGUGGAGGCAUGACAACAGUGACUCGGAUAAUGAAAAUGAAAAGAUGAAAGAUAUGGUUGAGAAGAAGACUAGGUGGUGGUGUGUGAGAGAUGGAAAAAGAAAGAGAACACCAAAGUCAUCCCCUGCAGUUAUCAUUCCGAAGGAUGGAGAUAAGGGGUCUUCUGGAGAACCAAAGCAGAGACUGAUUGAUGAAACUGUUUUGGAGCUAUCUGUGGUGAUUGAACAAGGAGCUGAACUGUUAAAAGAAUCUUUGGAGAGCUAUCUGAAAAAGAAUGACGAAGUUGCAGCACAACAAGUUCAAGGAUCGAGUGCUCAUGUUGAAAAGGUUACAAGAGUUGAGCCAGAGGUUGAAGAUCUGGGGAGUUCAAGUGAAGAUGAUUCUGAAGAAACUCAAUCUGAAUCUGAAUUAAAUCCAACAACUCUUGGAAGGGGGAAAGCACAGCUGAAAAAGAAACCUUUAAAGAAGAAGAAAACAUCAGAUGAAGAAGAUUCGCCUUAUGUACCAGAACAGCCAAAGAAACAAGUAAAGAAACAAAAGGCAGUUCAAGCUGGUGUAAUCCCAAGAAACGUUAGGGCAAAGAAAGCUGGAGCAGAACCUUCUAAAGAAAAGGGAGGAAAAUCAGAAAAGCAUGUUCAAAAGCCAAUAGAAACUGAAGUUGAAACCAUAAAGGAGCCAGUAGCUGAAAAAGAAACUGGUGGUGAUGAUUACGUAGAAAUCACGGGGUCUAAAGCUGCUAGUCCACGUCCUACUCCUCAAGAUAAACCAGGACCGUCACAUCAUAAAGAUCCAAAGUAUGAUUACAUUUUCGAAGGUCUUCCAGAAGCAACAUGA
Molecule: messenger RNA, 954 nt
Organism: Helianthus annuus (common sunflower)
Lineage: Eukaryota; Viridiplantae; Streptophyta; Magnoliopsida; Asterales; Asteraceae
Product: nucleolin 2-like
Exons: 2
Coding region: 1-954 (317 amino acids)
Source: RefSeq, a predicted model, not a curated record